UCCGCCGUUCCGCGACCGCCGAGGCCGUUUUUUUUUUCUUUCUCCGAUGCGUAUUUUUCUCUUUUUUCUUUUAUUUUUCAGAAGAGAAAAGCCCUAACGCGCUCUCACUCAGCUCGGAAGCGUGCGACUUUCCAACUCAAAAAAUUCUGCAUUCGGCGGUCUGGAUCGAGCUCAAAUAAUGCAGAAUUUUUUAAUAUUUUUUGGCUAUUUUCUCUGGAAUUAGAGGCUCAUGGAGCUUCACUCCAUUUUAGGUCUUUUUAAUGCUUGUAUUUUGAAGACACCUGGACGUGCAACGUGAUCCUGUUGUCUAUUUGAAUCUGGUUGAUGGGGAAAGUUGGGAUGAAUAGCAAUAGUCCUGUAACUAGAGAGCGCGUGGAAUUAAAUUGCCAUAUUCGAGAUGAGAACAAGGAGAUUAAGGAUGGCGCUAUGGGAGAUGGCCGAGGGCUCUCAAAGGAGGAAGGUUUUCAGGUUAACGAGGACUUGCACAGCGUAAAUGAUGGGCGGCCAGAACAGCAGCUUCAAGGAUGGGAGGAGUUCUUAUCUGUCAGGUCUCUGAAGGUUCUGCUAGUGGAAAAUGAUGAUGGAACUCGCAAUGUUCUCCGCGCUUUACUGCAAAAUUGUGGCUACGAAGUAAUAGAGGCAGAUAAUGGUAUACGAGCUUGGGAAAUCUUAGAAGAUCUUACAACUCAUGUUGAUCUUAUUUUGAGUGAGGUUGUCAUGCCCAGUUUGUCAGGCAUGGAUCUCCUGACCAACAUAAUGGACCACAAAACUCGAAAGAAUAUUCCUGUAAUUAUGAUGUCGAGUCAAGAUUCAAUGAGUACAGUUAUUAAGUGUUUAUCAAAGGGCGCUGUUGACUUUUUAUUGAAGCCUAUACGAAAGAAUGAGCUUAAAAACCUAUGGCGGCAUAUCUGGAGGAAAUGCCAAAGGCAAUCUAGUGGUAGUGGAAGUGCAAGUGAUAUCGGGACUCAAAAAUCUACAAAGUCGUCAAGUUUUGAGGAGUCAGACAAGAACACUGGCAGUAAUUGUGAGGAUAACAUUGCCCUCGGAAACAUUAGUCUGACUGACAAGGAUGAAGGUGACAAUGGAAGUGGCACUGAGACCAGUCAGGUUGAUCCUUCAAGGGAUGACACUUUUGGCAAUGACGGGGUGCCUGCAUUUAAAACUAGUGAGGGUGAAGGGCAAAAUGAAGAGCUUGGUGAUGUUGUCAUGGGCAAAGACUCAGCUAUAGGGCUUCCUAGAACUUCAGUUUUGCAGCUUGAUGAACCAAAAGAAGAAGGGUUAACCAACACGACCAGCACUAAUAAAGAUGGACUUCCAGAAAUAGACUCAAAGAACGAUGAUGAACAAACAGAGAAAGGGCAACCAGAGCUCAACAAUGAAAAACCAAAUCGGGAAUUGAGAAACCAGGCUGUUGAUCUAAUGUGUGGCAUCGGUAACAGUACCACCUUUCCUCAGAUGCAAUGUAUUAUGUUUGACGUUCCAAAUGGUGUCUUCAAGCUUCCAGAGAUAAAAGCUAAGGCCAUCCAUGACAGUAAAGAAAUUCCCUCCCUUGAGCUCAGUUUAAUGACGCAGAGAGAUGUUCGAGAUGCCAGGUGCAGUGGUCAUGAUCAAAAUGUUCUGAGACAUUCAAACAAUUCAGCCUUCUCAAGGUACAAGUUUUCUACAAAUUCGAAGCAGACCCCAUCUGGGAAUAUUGGUAGCUAUUCUCCUCUCGGUAAUAGCUCAGGGGGAGCAAAUGCAAAAUCAUUUCAAAAUUCUCAAUCUAAAUCAGAUGGCACUCCUCUCUACCAGCGUCCCAAUGGCUGUAGUGAUAACGAUGACAUGGGGUCCACUACAAACAAGUUCUUUGCCAACAAAGAGACAUCUGAGGACAAUGCAGACCCCAGAUCAAUCCACUCUUCCUCUGUCUUCCAACCAGACCACAGCAGGAUUAUGUCUUAUAACCAGCUUAUAGAACAAGGUCUGGCUGAUGCUGCAGUCCAUUACACAACUUUAUUACAAGAAUGGGGAAUGAAUCAGCACGUGCAAGUGCAGCAGCAGCACCACCACCACCAUAUGCAUAACGUGCGUCUGGACCAGCACCAGCAGAUACUGAAUCACGAUGGUCUGUCACUGAAAAAUCUGGUGGCUGCAGCUCCACAGUGCGGGUCAUCCAAUGUGCAGGGUGCACCAAUGGAAGGGAAUAUUGGCAGUAACAGUUUGCAUGGGUGUGCCUUAGAAAGAAACAACAGUAUCAACGGGCAGAGUGGGGGUAGCUCUGCCAUAAAUUCUAGAGGAACUUACAUGGAAUCUGAUGAGUACAUAGCUGGAGAAGAAGAAACUAUCAGUGCAACUGAAGGUGGUAGCAAAAGUGGAGUUGAUCAAAACCGUCUUGCACAAAGAGAGGCUGCUUUGCACAAAUUCCGCCAGAAGAGGAAAGAUAGAUGCUUCGAGAAGAAGGUUAGAUACCAGAGCAGGAAAAAACUGGCGGAAGAAAGGCCCCGUGUUCGUGGACAGUUUGUUCGAGAGGUGGUAAAUGAAACCAAAGGCAACGAUGCAGAUAGCUAAAGCUUACUCAACUCAUUGCUGGUGGUUUUGUCCAUGAGAACAGGACUAGCCAUGAUGAUGCAGGAUAGGGGCAUUCAGCAUUUGGCAUUCAAAAUCUACUAGUAUGGUUAAAGACUAGAUUUACUACAGGGGGAAAACAAAAGACACAUGGAUUUAUGUUUAUUGAUUUUUGACUUGAACAAUUUCUUUUGCGAUUUUACUGCAGAAGGCAGUAAUUCUUGAUGGGGUAGCCAAAACUUGAAUACAAACAUAUGUCUAGACCGUUGUUAGUCAAAACUUGAAUUUACACCAUUA
Malus domestica (apple) is the source of this 2841-nucleotide messenger RNA. Its product is annotated as two-component response regulator-like PRR73. Gene Ontology annotation, molecular function: protein binding. The record is from RefSeq and is a predicted model, not a curated record. Gene Ontology annotation, biological process: phosphorelay signal transduction system; cytokinin-activated signaling pathway. NCBI's taxonomy places the organism in Eukaryota, Viridiplantae, Streptophyta, Magnoliopsida, Rosales, Rosaceae.